CAUUUUAAUUUAGUUGCAUCCUAUCUUUUUUCAUCGUUUCUAUAGCCUGAUCCUAAACAUCUUGUUAUUUUCGAAAGAAGAGAAAUGGUGGACCUAUUGAACUCGGUGAUGAACCUGGUGGCGCCUCCUGCCACGAUGGUGGUGAUGGCCUUCGCAUGGCCAUUACUGUCUUUCAUUAGCUUCUCCGAACGGGUUUACAACUCCUAUUUCGCUACCGAAAACAUGGAAGAUAAAGUUGUCGUAAUCACCGGAGCUUCCUCAGCCAUUGGAGAGCAAAUAGCAUAUGAAUAUGCAAAGAGAGGAGCAAAUUUGGUGUUGGUGGCGAGGAGAGAGCAGAGACUGAGAGUUGUGAGCAAUAAGGCCAAAGAGAUUGGAGCCAACCACGUCAUCAUCAUCGCUGCUGAUGUCAUCAAAGAAGAUGAUUGCUGCCGUUUCAUCACCCAAGCCGUCAACUACUACGGCCGCGUGGAUCACCUAGUGAAUACAGCGAGUCUUGGACACACUUUUUACUUUGAGGAAGUGAGUGACACGACUGUGUUUCCGCAUUUGCUGGACAUAAACUUCUGGGGGAAUGUUUAUCCGACAUACGUAGCAUUGCCAUAUCUUCAUCAGACGAAUGGCCGGAUAGUCGUGAAUGCAUCGGUUGAGAACUGGUUGCCUCUACCACGGAUGAGUCUUUAUUCUGCUGCAAAAGCAGCAUUAGUCAACUUCUAUGAGACGCUAAGAUUCGAGCUAAAUGGAGACGUGGGAAUAACUAUCGCAACUCAUGGAUGGAUCGGGAGUGAGAUGAGUAGAGGAAAGUUCAUGCUAGAAGAAGGUGCUGAGAUGCAAUGGAAGGAAGAAAGAGAAGUACCUGCAAACGGUGGGCCGCUAGAGGAAUUUGCAAAGAUGAUUGUGGCGGGAGCUUGUAGGGGAGACGCGUAUGUGAAGUUCCCAAACUGGUACGAUGUGUUUCUCCUCUAUAGAGUCUUCACGCCGAAUGUGCUUAGAUGGACAUUCAAGUUGUUACUGUCUACUGAGGGUACACGUAGAAGCUCCCUUGUUGGUGUCGGGUCGGGUAUGCCUGUUGAUGAAUCCUCUUCACAAAUGAAACUUAUGCUUGAAGGAGGCCCACCUCGGUUUCCCGCAAGCCCACCUAGGUAUACUGCAAGCCCACCUCAUUAUACCGCAAGCCCACCACGGUAUCCUGCGAGCCCACCUCGGUUUGCACAGUUUAAUAUCCAAGAGUUGUAAUAAAAGCCGGAUGGAGUGUCGAGUGUAGAGUGAACUUGAGCUUUAGAACUUUCUCCGACUAAGUGAACGACAAAAAGAAAAGCAAUGUAAAGGACAUCGAGU
Arabidopsis lyrata subsp. lyrata is the source of this 1335-nucleotide messenger RNA. RefSeq names its product 11-beta-hydroxysteroid dehydrogenase-like 5. Lineage: Eukaryota; Viridiplantae; Streptophyta; Magnoliopsida; Brassicales; Brassicaceae. The record is from RefSeq and is a predicted model, not a curated record. The transcript has 6 exons. Gene Ontology annotation, molecular function: oxidoreductase activity. The coding region runs from base 85 to 1233 and encodes 382 amino acids.